Molecule: messenger RNA, 6950 nt
Organism: Mus pahari (shrew mouse)
Lineage: Eukaryota; Metazoa; Chordata; Mammalia; Rodentia; Muridae
Gene: Ncan
Product: neurocan
Exons: 15
Coding region: 116-3904 (1262 amino acids)
Biological process (GO): cell adhesion
Molecular function (GO): hyaluronic acid binding; calcium ion binding
Source: RefSeq, a predicted model, not a curated record
GCCUAGCGUGCUGAGCGCCUGGGCUCUAGGGCUGAAGAAACACCGGGAGCGGGGCGUCGCGUCCUUUGUGCCCGGAACCGUGGGGAUGUGUCCGCGCUAAGGAGCCAGCUCCAGUAUGGGGGCCGGAUCCAUGUGGGCCUCAGGCCUCCUGCUGCUGUGGCUGCUUCUCCUAGUGGCUGGGGAUCAGGACACACAGGACACCACCGCCACGGAAAAGGGGCUUCACAUGCUGAAGUCAGGGUCAGGACCCGUCCGUGCUGCCCUGGCAGAGCUAGUGGCCCUGCCCUGUUUCUUUACCCUGCAACCACGGCUAAGCACCCUGCGAGACAUUCCUCGGAUCAAGUGGACUAAGGUUCAGACUGCAUCAGGCCAGCGACAGGAUUUGCCUAUCUUGGUGGCCAAAGACAACGUGGUGCGUGUGGCCAAGGGCUGGCAGGGACGGGUGUCGUUGCCUGCUUACCCCCGGCACAGAGCCAACGCUACCCUUCUGCUGGGGCCACUACGAGCAAGCGACUCUGGGCUGUAUCGCUGCCAAGUGGUAAAGGGUAUCGAGGAUGAGCAGGACCUGGUAACCCUGGAAGUGACAGGCGUCGUGUUCCAUUAUCGGGCGGCCCGGGACCGCUAUGCGCUGACCUUCGCUGAGGCCCAGGAGGCUUGUCGCCUUAGCUCUGCUACCAUCGCUGCUCCAAGGCACCUGCAGGCUGCCUUCGAAGAUGGCUUUGACAACUGCGACGCAGGCUGGCUCUCAGACCGCACGGUUCGGUACCCGAUCACUCAGUCGCGUCCUGGUUGCUAUGGUGACCGCAGCAGUCUCCCGGGUGUUCGGAGCUAUGGGAGACGCGACCCGCAGGAACUCUACGAUGUCUACUGCUUUGCCCGCGAGCUAGGGGGUGAAGUCUUUUACGUGGGCCCAGCCCGCCGACUGACCCUGGCGGGAGCGCGGGCACAGUGUCAGCGGCAGGGUGCAGCGCUGGCCUCCGUGGGGCAGUUGCACCUGGCCUGGCACGAGGGCCUGGACCAGUGCGACCCGGGCUGGCUGGCAGACGGCAGCGUGCGCUACCCCAUCCAGACUCCGCGCCGGCGUUGCGGGGGCCCCGCCCCAGGUGUGCGCACUGUGUACCGCUUCGCCAACCGCACUGGCUUUCCUGCGCCAGGAGCACGCUUCGACGCCUACUGCUUCCGAGCUCAUCACCAUACAGCACAACAUGGAGAUUCUGAGAUCCCCUCAUCUGGAGAUGAGGGGGAGAUUGUGUCAGCAGAGGGGCCUCCAGGCCGAGAGCUGAAGCCCAGCUUGGGGGAGCAGGAGGUGAUCGCACCUGACUCCCAGGAACCGCUCGUGUCCAGUGGGGAAGACGAACCCCCAGACUUGGCUUGGACACAAGUAUCUGAAGAGACCCUUGGCUCUACCCCAGGGGGUCCCACGCUGGCUUCAUGGCCCUCUUCGGAAAAGUGGCUGCUUACGGGUGUCUCCGGCCUCAGCGACAUGGGAGUAGAUAUGGAAGCGACAACACCCUCAGGCACACAGGUAGUCCCCAGCCCCACGAUGAGGAGGGGCCGCUUUAAAGGGUUGAACGGUCGACACUUCCAGCAGCAGGGCCCAGAAGACCAGCUGCCUGAGGCAGCAGAGCCCAGUGCCCAGUCUCCCACCCUGGGAGUUACUGCCGACCACAUGAGGCCUUCUGCAGCCACAGAGGCUUCGGAGAGCGACCAGAGCCACAGUCCUUGGGCCAUUCUGACCAACGAAGUGGAUGAGCCAGGGGCAGGCUCUCUUGGCAGCAGGAGUCUCCCAGAGUCCCUGAUGUGGUCCCCGUCGUUGACCUCACCCAGUGUCCCAAGCACCGACAGUACUCCUAGACCGAUGCCAGGGGCGGCCAAGGCACCCAGUGUGAAGUCAGCCAUCCCCCACCUGCCCUGGCUGCCCUCAGAGCCCUCUGCUCCCUCCCCCGGGCCCUCAGAGGCCUUAACUGCUGUCUCCCUCCAGGCGUCCCCUGCUGAUGGUUCCCCAGACUUCCCCAUUGUAGCCAUGCUUCGAGCCCCCAAAUUGUGGCUUCUGCCCCGCUCUACACUUGUCCCCAAUAUGACCCCAAUCCCACCGUCCCCAGCUUCUCCGCUCCCCUCCUGGGUCCCAGAAGAACAGGCGGUCAGGCCCGUCAGCCUUGGAGCGGAAGACCUUGAAACCCCAUUUCAGAGAACCGUGGCUGCCCCAGUUGAAGCCAGCCACAGAUCCCCUGAUGCAGAUUCUAUAGAAAUUGAGGGGAUCAGCUCCAGCCAGGCUACAAAGCACCCCACCUCUGGCCCAUGGGCUUCUUUGUACUCUAGUAAUGUGACGAUGAAUCCUGUCCCUUCUGAUGCUGGCAUCCUAGGGACUGAGUCUGGGGUCUUGGAUUUACCAGGGAGUCCCACAUCAGGCGGACAGGCCACUGUGGACAAGGUGCUGGCCACCUGGCUACCACUGCCUGGCCAAGGACUGGACCCUGGCUCCCAGUCCACACCCAUGGAAGCCCAUGAGGUCCCCACGAGCGUGGAACCUACAGUGGCUUUGGAGGAAGGUGCCACCGAGGGCCCUAUGGAGGCCACCAGGGAGGUGGUCCCCAGCACUGCUGAUGCCACUUGGGGGUCUGAACCCAAAAGUUCCAUUUCUAGCACCCACAUGGCUGUGACCGUGGCUGGGGCCCAGGGCAUGCCCACACUGACCUUUACAAGCUCUGAAGGCCACCCAGAGCCAGAGGGCCAGAUGGUGGCCCAGGAAUCACUGGGGCCUCUCAACAGUCUGCCUUCACAUCCUUGGUCAUCCCUGGUGGCCCCUAUGGAUGAAGUGGCCUCAGUUUCCUCAGGGGAACCCACAGGACUGUGGGACACACCCAGCACUCUGAUACCUGUAUCCUUGGGCUUGGAUGAAUCAGACCUGAAUGUUGUGGCUGAGAGUCCAAGCUUAGAGGGCUUCUGGGAAGAGGUGGCCAGCGGGCAGGAAGACCCCACAGAUCCCUGCGAGAACAACCCCUGCCUGCAUGGGGGCACCUGCCACACCAACGGUACCAUGUAUGGCUGUAGUUGUGACCAGGGCUAUGCUGGGGAGAAUUGUGAAAUUGACAUUGAUGACUGUUUGUGCAGCCCUUGCGAGAAUGGGGGCACCUGCAUCGACGAGGUGAAUGGUUUCGUCUGCCUCUGCCUCCCCAGCUACGGGGGCAGCCUGUGUGAGAAGGACACAGAAGGCUGCGACCGUGGCUGGCACAAAUUCCAGGGACACUGCUACCGCUACUUUGCCCAUCGCCGGGCCUGGGAGGAUGCAGAGAGGGACUGCAGACGCCGAGCCGGUCACCUGACAAGCGUCCAUUCGCCAGAAGAGCACAAGUUCAUUAACAGUUUUGGACACGAGAAUUCCUGGAUCGGCCUGAAUGACCGGACAGUAGAGAGGGACUUCCAGUGGACAGACAACACGGGACUGCAAUAUGAGAACUGGAGGGAGAAGCAGCCAGAUAAUUUCUUCGCAGGUGGGGAGGAUUGUGUGGUGAUGGUAGCACAUGAGAGUGGGCGCUGGAAUGAUGUCCCCUGCAACUACAACCUCCCUUAUGUCUGCAAGAAGGGUACAGUGCUGUGUGGUCCCCCUCCUGCAGUGGAGAAUGCCUCUCUUGUUGGUGUGCGUAAGGUCAAGUACAAUGUCCAUGCCACUGUGCGAUACCAGUGUGAUGAAGGAUUCUCCCAGCACCGCGUGACCACUAUCCGCUGCCGUAACAACGGAAAGUGGGACCGGCCUCAGAUCAUGUGCAUCAAACCCAGGCGGUCACAUCGGAUGCGUAGACACCACCACCAUCCACACCGACAUCACAAGCUCCACAAGGAGCACAGAAGACACAAGAGACACCCAGCAGAAGACUGGGAGAAAGACGAAGGGGAUUUCUGCUAAGGAUCCAGACUAAUCAAGCACAAGCUCCCACACCUCUCCAGAGCACUUCCUUGGGGACCCAGAACCCAGCAGCCACCAGAGAGGGUGGGGACACUGCAGAGCCCCACAUCCCUGACACCCCUGUGGUAGGUCCUCUGUUACCGAGGUCCUCCUGGUUGGGGUGGCUGGGCCUGAGAGGCCACGCUGGUCUGCCUGAGCCUCUAGGGUCACUUCCCAGACAUCAAAGGGGGUCGCGGAGUCUGCAUCCACGAGGGGCCACAGUAUGUCUGUGUGUGCUGGGGAGUGGCUUUCGCACCAGAGAUUCAGGCUUAGUAAACAGUGGACCAUCCUGAAUCUAUGAUGAAGCUUUGGCAAAAGUCACUGUAUUUGAGUGGAGGACCAGCAGAGCAAACAUGAUGGCCUAUCAUCCCCUGGCAUCCCCCAAGGGUGGCUUCCACCCCUCUGGUUUUCUUUCUUUUUUUUUUUUUUUUCACUUUUUUCUUCCUCCCUCCCAAUUCCAACACCUCCAACCCCUAAACUAGGCUGGCCUUGAACUCACUGUUGUAGAAAGAUGUCCUUGAAGUCUCAGUCCUCCUGCCUCUGCGCCACCUGGUUAUCUGGUGCUGGACAUGGCACCCAGUACUGAGCAGGGCUCUCUCUGCUAACCAGCCCUGGUCUUUGAUCUUGGUGCAGACCACUAAAUCUAGCGUGAAACCCUUGUGUACUGAAUUUUAGUGAUGUCUCUUGGAGCCACUGGCCUCCUUGGCUUCCUAGGGGAGGUUACUCGGAACGAUGGGGGGGGGGAGAGGGUUGGUGUCUUGCUGACUCCCCAGGUCUGGUGCAAUGCUGAGAUCUGGUGGCUCUGUUCUGGGUUGGUUUUGUUUUGAGGCAGGGCCUCACUGUGCAGCCCUGGCUGGCCUGGAACUUGCCACAUAGACCAGGCUAAGCUGGAACUCAGCAAUCUGUCUGCGUAGCCUUCUUCGGUUUUAUUGACUUAGGAUCUCCAGAGCCCAGGCUGGGUUUUAGGCCACAGCAGUCAUCCUUUCUCAACCACCUCAAGGUAACAGGUGUACGCCAACGUGUGUGGCAGUUUCAUGGCUUUGUGAUGACAAGUCUCCCACACCCAUGCGUACAGAAGUGACAUCAGUAGAGUACAAUGUGCUGGAUGCUGCUGUACCCUCCCCCUCCAUCUCUCAGGGAGACAGACAACCUUCUGCCUGGACCAAGAUGGUGCCGUGUUUUCUAACCCAGAGCCUGUCUUUAUUAAACCCUUUCAGCAGACCUCAAUAAAUCUCCUGCCUCAGAUUCCACCCCUGCCCCACCCACUUCUGUCUCCACAUCCUGCCUGACAGACUUUAUGCUUACAGUGUUCAUGGUCCUACGGUAGAAAGAAGAGCGCUCUUAGAAUCAACACACACAUGCACACACACUAACACACCUUCUCGCCUGGUUUUACAUUUUUCAAAAUGUGAAAGAAUCCGCUUUGCAGUCCCUCUUCCCACUUGCACUCAGAAAAGACUUCCCAAGCCAGGGACAGGGUCCCUCACAGAGGGAUUUGUCUAUGGAGCCCAUGCAGUGUGGGUAGAAUCUGUGAAUUUGUGUCAAAGCCACAGUGGAGCCUGAGCUUAGCCCUGUGGGUAAAGAUGCUGCAUAAGCCUGAAGAGGUCAGUUUAACCCCUGGGACCCAUGUUGUAAAAGUGGAAAGCCUGGUAGGGUGUGAAUCCUGGUGCCAGCAUCCCUGUGCUGAGACCACAGGAAGCUCGUGAGCCAGCUCGCCUGGAGGAUCACAGCAAACCCUUAAAGGUUAGCAUUUGACCUCCACUGCACACUACAAUGUGGGUAAUUCUCCAACACACACACACAACCACCACCACCCCCACACACACACACUGCACAAGCACAAAAUAAAUGAGUAAAAAAUUUCAAAAACUGUAGGUGAGGGCAGGGCGGGGCGGGAUGAGUGCACAGGUUCUGUGCCCAGCGCUUCCCAAGUGUUUACUGAGCCUGCAUCCCUCACAGGAGGUAAUGAAAGCCAGGGGCAGUUACUGCCUAGAAGCCAUGUAGAGCCUCGUGAGAUGCCCUUGAAUCCUCUCAGCAGCCCACGUGACCCUUAGUCUCCCAUUUCACACAAGAUGGUAAGAAAGGCAAAGUUACAAAGUUACAGCCUACGCUGGAGGGACUAGAGCAAGAAUUCCCUUCUGUGCAUUAUAAUUACUGUAAGGCUUGGUUUGGACAGGGUCUCAGGCUAGCCUUGAAUUCACUGGGUAGCUGAGGAUAACCUUAAAGUCCUGAUUCUUCUGCCUCAGUUUCCCAAGUACUAGAAUGACAGGUGUGCACUAUGACUGGUGUAUACAAUGCUAGGGCUAGAACCCAGAGUUUUGUGCAUACUAAAUAAAUGUUCUACACCUGAGCUCCAAGCACUCUGUCAACUGAGCCCCAAGCACUCUGUCAACUGAGCCCCAAGCACUCUUAAUUGUGCUUUGAAUGCUACCAACUUAGUUCGAUUCAAACCCUGGUCUCGAUUUGUGCUCCAAAUUUUGCUUUAUGUUUAAGGGAAGAGAUCUAGCUAAACCUCUUAACCUGCUGUCAGAAACACACACACACACACACACACACACACACACACACACACACACACACACACGAGCAGACUUGGGAAAUGGUUGAGAAAAGCAAACUGGCCCCUGAUCCCUGUGACUGGGGACAAAGCUUCUUGGCACCAUUCCCUAAUUCAGAAGGAACAACAGCAGUCCCCUGCGGGAGGGAUUGAGAGCAAGGCCUGCUGGGGCUCAGAGGUUGUUCCCAGCCCCGAACUGCCUGCUCCAUGGAGGGCCAUGCUUUAGGCUUUUCUGGACUGGAGCCUCAUCUCCAGCUUUCCCCUCCCUGGUGUGUCUGCUUGGGCCAGUAUGUGGGAAGAGUGUGUAUGUGCGCGAAUGGCUGCAGGUUCUGCCGGGUUUUGUUUUGUUUUGUUUUCUGGGAGCUUUGAUGUUCCGUGGAUCUGUGCUAUCUGACACUGUGGAUGUUAAUGUACUUAUUGGACAUUUUAAUAAAAUUUUUUUAACAGUUC